AUGACUGAAAUCGGGUCACGUGCAGCAAAAGCAGCGAUACUUUUCAACUGUGGCUGCAGGAUCCAACUAGUCAUCAUCAUCAUCAUCGACAGCAUGACAUCAGUGUUCAACACCGGUGCUUCAGUGCCGUACAACCACGAUUUAUUUGAAAGCCUUAUUGUAAAGAAAAGAGUAAAGGUGCACGGGGAAGGGACUCAGUGCUAG
Messenger RNA from Opisthorchis viverrini, 204 nucleotides. RefSeq lists its product as hypothetical. Lineage: Eukaryota; Metazoa; Platyhelminthes; Trematoda; Opisthorchiida; Opisthorchiidae. Bases 1 to 204 code for a protein of 67 amino acids. The transcript has 2 exons. The record is from RefSeq and is a predicted model, not a curated record.